GAUGUGUACUGAAGGUGAGGAGGUGACAGAGAGUGAGAGGUGUCGGGGGCUGUGUUUGUUGACAGUAUGGACUCCGAAUCCCUCCUACACGAGACCAUUGUGGAAUAUAUGAACUCCUCUGCGAGAGACAGCCACAAUGACAUUGACAGUCCGAAGAAAUUGGUCUUGGAAAAGAACACUUUAAACCAGACAAAGCUGAGUAACGGCCCCCCAGGUUUGAUCGCCCCCCGCCAACGCAGACCGUCCAGCAGCUACGAGAAGCAGAAAGAACAGUGUGUGAAAUACUUUGACCAGUGGACGGAGACAGACCAGGUGGAGUUUGUGGAGAACCUGAUCUCUCGCAUGUGCCACUAUCAGCACGGACACAUCAACUCCUACCUGAAGCCCAUGCUGCAGAGGGACUUCAUCACAGCCCUGCCCGCCCGGGGUCUGGACCACAUCGCCGAGAACAUCCUGUGGUUCCUGGACGCCCGCUCGCUCUGCGCGGCUGAGCUGGUGUGUAAGGAAUGGUACCGAGUCAUCUCGGACGGAAUGCUCUGGAAAAAGCUGAUGGAGCGGAUGGUGCGGACCGACUCACUGUGGAAAGGGCUGUCGGAGCGACGGGGCUGGAUACAAUAUCUAUUCAAAAACAAACCGUUGGAUGGAAUCCUUCCUCCAGACUCGUUUUACAGGUCGUUGUACCCCCAGAUUAUACAGGACAUUGAGGUGAGGUGUGUGUGA
Molecule: messenger RNA, 720 nt
Organism: Callorhinchus milii (elephant shark)
Lineage: Eukaryota; Metazoa; Chordata; Chondrichthyes; Chimaeriformes; Callorhinchidae
Product: beta-TrCP-like
Exons: 5
Coding region: 67-720 (217 amino acids)
Molecular function (GO): protein dimerization activity
Source: RefSeq, a predicted model, not a curated record